Molecule: messenger RNA, 2241 nt
Organism: Durotheca rogersii
Lineage: Eukaryota; Fungi; Ascomycota; Sordariomycetes; Xylariales; Xylariaceae
Exons: 3
Coding region: 522-2114 (530 amino acids)
Biological process (GO): regulation of DNA-templated transcription
Molecular function (GO): DNA-binding transcription factor activity, RNA polymerase II-specific; zinc ion binding
Source: RefSeq, a predicted model, not a curated record
CCUCCUUCUCCCCCCCUCCCCCGGCAUGCCUCGCUCGGCUUGCUCGCUCGCUCGUUCCAACCCUUUCCCUGAUCCAAGUCAACGGGCACACGUGAGCCUUUAGAUGCUGGAGAUAUCGCUUCUAUGACCGCCGCCAAGCUCGAAAAGUUCAACAGCUCGGCAGACCUAAUAUCCCAAGCCUACAUGCAGCGUCCGAGUUUUCUCAAUCUUAGCCCGUCCACGGCUUAGGAUAUUUACUCGUAAUAAUACCUCCUCCCCGCCCCCUUUAUUUGCCGCCCUUAUCUUACAGCUGUCGCCUCGAACUCUUGGGUAGGAGCUCGCGGUACCAAGCGAAUGCCCGCUCCUCCGUUAUAAUAACCCUAUAUAUGUUAACCGUUCUUUGCUGUCGACAAAGUCAAUCGGGUUGGGCGAACAGGUGUCCUAGGCUUGCUGGGCAAAUUACAUAUCCUGAUUCGUACGGUGGUUGAGACGGCGCUGGGAAAGAAGACGAAAACCGCCCUCUGAGGGUGAGGCGUGCCAGGAUGGCCCACAACCCAGACUCCGAUCAACAUAAGCGGAAGCGGGACAUAUCCGACGACAAUGGCAGUCAAGCGCCGCACGCUGACCGCAUACCACAACCUCCUCCGCCCCAGUCAGUCCCUAUUAACUACCUAUCCAAAGCCCACUCGGUAAAGCUCAAACUCAUACAGGGCGACGGUGAAACCUUCUCGGACGUCCUCACUCUAGUCAACGAGUACGAGGGGGUGUUAAGUAGGCAUGAGAGCCUUGCUUCCAAUCUGGGCGCAAAACUAACGGGGAGCCGACUGCUUAAGGCGAUGGAAGGGGCCUUCGAAGGCACCAUAACGACUACGCCGCCACAAACGAUGUUCGGCCCCGAUCCCAUCACCUGGCUCGAUGUCGUCGAAUUCGCCAAAUCGAAACCCGCAGAAUUUGUCCUGACUCCCGCGCCCAACGGCACGCGCUACUGCCAAUUUACUCUGAAGGGCGCUCAGGUCGAGAUCGGGGAGGACGACUGGAGGCUAAUAGUUUCUGGCGCCCUCGAUAGAUUCCGACUAGUGCCGCCGCAGCCCCUGGAGGAAGACGAGACGGCCGAGCUAGCCACCCUCGAAAUUGUCGAGCAACGCUUGCAAGUCUUGAUCAAGAAAGCGGACGAGGUGGCGCGUAGGGCCCGCCAGCUCAACUACCACCUAAGCGGGCGAAAGGCAUCCAUACAGGCCCGUCGAACGUCGCAAUCCACUCCUGGCCCCAGCUUCCAGGCUGUCAACCAACCGAUCAGCUCGGGGACUAACCCGAGCUACGACUUACACGCGGAUCUACUCCAGCAGUUCCUCGCCCCUUCUCAAUCUUCCGGCCACCGGAUAUCUUCGGUAGGCUCCGUCCCGCCGACCCCAAAUAACAUGGGUACCGCGACACCGACACCGAGGGCGUCUAUACAACAAGCCCUCCUAGCCAGCAACAGGCCCUCACCAGGAUACCCUACCGAACCAGCAGUGAAGGAUGUCGAGGAGGAGAACCGCGCCUUGGUCACGGCAAAGAUCGAGAAGCUCGCGCGGGGGGAUGUUAUAAACCCCCCCUGCGACCGAUGCCGAAGACUCAGGACUCAGUGCGUCAAGCACUUGACCGCGUGCCAGGGAUGCACAAAGAAGCACGCUAGAUGCGUGUGGAAAGGGCUCACGGAGGAGGAGGUGGCGUGGCUUAAGGGGGAGGUGGGUGCGGGUGGAGGGGAUGGAGAGGAGGAGGGGGAUGAGCUGAGAGACGUGGGAAGAGGCGGGUUCGGGUCGGGAUCGCACCGCGACUUUGGGGAGCCACGGAGGGACUCGGAACGAAGCGACGAAGGCGGCCCGAGCCGGCCCGAGUCGAGGAUAGCGAUCGGCCGACUGGCAGAAGACGUGUGGAGAAAGGGACCCGAAUCGUCGACGAGCGGCCGACAGGCGCACGAGGCCAUGGACGUGGACCCGAGGGAGGGGCGGCAGGGGCAGGAAUACCCGAGAGGCGAGAUACCCAGCGGAGCGUAUAGAGAGCAGAAAUCCAUGCUCAGCCAUAUGGCGUCGGUCGCGUCGGCGGCGGCGGAUGCGGCAGCGGUUUCACGCGGGAACCAGCCGCAUCCGGAAUGACGGAGGCGGUAGCGAAUUCACGUUCACGGUUUGUUGUAUAUAGACGGGAAAGCCCGUGUCUAUAUGCAGAUUCCCCAGGUAGCUGUAUAUAUAUAUAUAUACUUGGCUAAUAUACUCAACUACGGCA